UUAGAAAUCAGGAAGUAUUCGACAGCAACAAACAAUCCAUGUUUUGUUGUCUUGUAACCUGCUUUAGUAGAGAGUAUGCCACUGUCUCACUGUAAAGUUAAUGUCUUAUGUGAUAGUGAUGGUCAGGUGCCUCAAAAAGAGGAAUGCACGAGAUAGUUGAGAAACUUGAUAGUCUCUUAUGACAUAUGGAUCAUGUAGUGUGGAUCUCAUCAGAGAGUUAACUAAUGGUGACGUUGUAGCCAGCAAUCAGCUGUCAGUUUUGCUAGCUAGGUAAUUUUGAGUUGCAAUAAUGGUUAUUUACAGUGCCUCAAGCUAUGUUCUUUUAGGUUUGGCAAACCUAAUCAUCAUGUCUGCAUGUAUGGACUAUUGUGAUACUAUUGAAAGCUGUCACGGUCCUCACGGUCCUGCUGACACUAUGUCAGACCGACAACACUACAUUCAUGCUUUCAACUUCAACAAGAGUGUGGAGAAACACUUGCACGAUUUGGACCACUUCAAACUGUCGUGUAAAAAGCUAUUAGAAGCCUUCCCCCUUGACCAAGUGGAUGGCAUCUUUGUUCGCUCUGUGGAGAACUGCAUUUUUUCAGAGUCUGACCCAACCCCACUCAAAGGCCCUUUGAGACUUGCGGCUGUUUCAAAGGAGGUCAUUGAGGGAAUGUUGGGUCUAGAUGUUGCAGUGUCCCAGUCAGAGGAUUUCCUACAGUACUUCAGUGGUGGUAAACUUUUUCCUGGAUCCAGCCCUCUGACACACAGAUAUGGGGGUCACCAGUUUGGCUACUGGGCAGGUCAGUUAGGAGAUGGCCGAGCACAUCUCCUUGGUGAAUAUACUAGCAGAAAGGGUGAAAGAUGGGAACUCCAACUCAAAGGCUCAGGAAAGACUCCAUAUUCAAGGUCAGGAGAUGGCCGAGCUGUGGUCCGCUCCUCAGUCAGAGAGUUCCUGUGCAGUGAGGCCAUGCACUUUCUGGGUGUUCCUACUAGCAGAGCUGCCAGCCUUAUUGUAAGUGAAGAGGCAGUGUGGAGGGACCAGUUCUACAAUGGGAAAGUAAAGAAGGAGAGAGGAGCGGUUGUCCUGCGGCUGGCCACGUCAUGGUUCCGGAUCGGAUCAUUGGAGGUUCUGGCUAAAGCUGAAGAACUUGACCUUUUAAGGAAACUGUUGGACUUUGUGAUACAGGAGCAUUUUCCUUCCAUUGAUUCAAAUGAUCCAGGCAAGUAUUUGAUAUUUUACUCCAGGGUUGUGAAUGAGACCGCUCACCUCAUUGCCCAGUGGAUGUCUAUUGGCUUUGCACAUGGAGUAUGCAACACUGAUAACUUCAGCCUACUGUCUAUCACCAUUGACUACGGACCGUUUGGCUUUAUGGAGGCCUACAACCCAAAUUUUGUCCCCAACACAUCUGAUGAGGAGGGGAGGUAUAGUAUCGGAGCUCAGGCCAAUGUUGGUCUGUUCAACCUGGAGAAACUCCUAGAAGCCCUAACUCCAGUGCUGACCAUAGAACAGAGGCAAGGGGCUGGGCUAGUACUGAAAAGGUACCCACAUAUAUACCAGAUGAGGUUUCACAAACUGUUCAAGGCAAAGUUAGAUUUACUUGGCGAGGAGGAGGAGGAUGAAUAUCUCAUUGCAUUUCUGCUUAAGCUGAUGGAGGAGACAGGUGCAGACUUCACCAUGACCUUCAGACAGCUGAGUGAAGCCUCAAUGCAGCAGCUUCACAACAUGUCCAACUUACAGGUGAUGUGGGCCCUGGAGAACCUGGCUUCGCAUAAGAUGUACCCCGAGUGGGUCAGCAUGUAUCUGCAUAGAUUAAAAAGGCAGGGAGGUGAUUCUGAUGAGGAUCGUCAACACAGGAUGAAAAGGAUCAAUCCCAGAUACGUGCUGCGAAACUGGAUGGCAGAGUCGGCAAUACGGAAGGCUGAGGGGAAUGAUUUCUCAGAGGUGGAGCUGCUGCAGCGGAUACUGGCACAACCCUACCUCACACAGGACGCAGCAGAGGAGGCUGGUUAUGCAGCACAACCCCCAUGGUGGGCCCAGGGGUUAAAUGUCAGCUGUUCAUCAUGAGGGAUGCCUCUGCCCCAAUGACAGGACAUAUAUUUGCAGUGUAUUCAGAAUGCAAAACAUUUCUCUUGAACACGUCAUUCAGGAUAACCAGCAUCUGCAUUGUUUAGCAACGGAUGUUUGACUUUUCACAAUUAUCUUUCUAGCUAUCGUGGACAUUUAGUUCAGUGCACACAAAAAAACAUUCAUGCAACUGUUGGAUGACCAGAACCCUGAUUGCUGACCUCAUGUGAUUCAAGAUAAAGGAAAGGGCACAGAUGCAAUUUUGCAAACACUCAUAAAAUGUAAUGACAUUUCAUUCAUAAUACAGUCAUGCUGAGCAACA
Molecule: messenger RNA, 2372 nt
Organism: Oncorhynchus nerka (sockeye salmon)
Lineage: Eukaryota; Metazoa; Chordata; Actinopteri; Salmoniformes; Salmonidae
Product: protein adenylyltransferase SelO-like
Exons: 19
Coding region: 290-2050 (586 amino acids)
Source: RefSeq, a predicted model, not a curated record